Gastrolobium bilobum is the source of this 1978-nucleotide messenger RNA. RefSeq names its product legumain. Gene Ontology annotation, molecular function: cysteine-type endopeptidase activity. The record is from RefSeq and is a predicted model, not a curated record. Bases 42 to 1532 code for a protein of 496 amino acids. Gene Ontology annotation, biological process: vacuolar protein processing. The transcript has 9 exons. Lineage: Eukaryota; Viridiplantae; Streptophyta; Magnoliopsida; Fabales; Fabaceae.
UGUGUGAGUGACAAGUUGCGAUUUUCCUCAAAGUUAUUGCUAUGGCGGUUGAUCACUUUCUUCACAGCAAAAAGAUAUGGCAUACACUUUUAUCAUGGUCAGGGAUGUUUUUUAUGCUGGCUUUGCACAGUAAAGCCUCGAGGCUGAACCGGUGGGAGUGGGACUCUGUGAUUCGAUUGCCAACCGAACCGGUAGAAGCUGACACAGAUGAAGUAGGCACACGAUGGGCGGUUCUCGUGGCCGGUUCAAGCGGCUAUGGCAAUUACAGACAUCAAGCGGAUGUGUGCCAUGCAUACCAGUUGUUGAGGAAAGGUGGAUUGAAAGAAGAAAACAUUGUGGUGUUUAUGUACGAUGACAUAGCUAACAACGACUUGAAUCCUAGGCCUGGAAUCAUCAUCAACCAUCCUCAGGGACCAGAUGUUUAUGCUGGCGUCCCUAAGGACUACACUGGUGAUCACGUGACAUCUGAGAACCUAUAUGCCGUUAUUCUUGGGGACAAGAGUAAAGUCAAGGGUGGAAGUGGAAAGGUCAUCAAUAGCAAACCCGAGGAUAGGAUAUUUAUAUACUACUCUGAUCAUGGAGGCCCUGGAGUUCUUGGGAUGCCAAAUAUGCCAUACCUUUAUGCGAUGGAUUUUAUGGACGUUUUGAAGAAGAAACAUGCACUUGGAGGUUACAAGAAGAUGGUUAUAUACGUGGAAGCUUGUGAAAGUGGGAGCAUUUUUGAGGGUAUAAUGCCAAAGGAUCUGAAUGUUUAUGUCACAACUGCAUCGAAUGCACAAGAGAGUAGUUGGGGAACUUACUGUCCUGGGAUGGAUCCUUCUCCUCCUCCAGAGUUCAUCACUUGCUUGGGGGAUUUGUACAGCGUUGCUUGGAUGGAAGAUAGUGAGACUCACAAUCUUAAAAGGGAAACGGUAAAACAACAAUACCAAUCGGUGAAGAAACGGACUUCAAAUUUUAACAACUAUGCUAUCGGUUCUCAUGUGAUGGAAUAUGGUGAUACUAACAUUACAGGAGAAAAGCUUUAUUUAUAUCAAGGUUUUGAUCCUGCCACAGUGAACUUUCCUCCACACAACGGCAAACUAGAGACUCAAAUGGAAGUUGUUAACCAGAGAGAUGCAGAGCUUUUCUUCAUGUGGCAAAUGUAUCAGAGAUCAAACCAUCAACAAGAAAAGAAGACACACAUCCUCAAGCAGAUUGCGGAGACAGUGAAGCAUAGGAAUCAUUUAGAUGGUAGCGUGAAAUUGAUUGGAGUUUUUCUGUAUGGACCAGGAAAAGGUUCUUCAGUUCUUGAAUCCAUGAGGGCACCUGGUCUUCCCCUUGUUGAUGACUGGACAUGCUUAAAAUCAAUGGUUCGGGUGUUUGAAACUCACUGUGGGUCACUGACUCAGUAUGGCAUGAAACACAUGCGGGCAUUCGCCAACAUUUGCAACAGCGGCGUUUCUAAGGCCUCCAUGGAGGAGGCUUGUAUGGCAGCAUGUGGUGGCUAUGAUACAGGGCAUUUACAUCCAUCAAACAGAGGCUAUAGUGCUUGAGUUUGGGUUGUGCACACGCAAAGCUGUAACACCCCGGUCGAUGAUGUAAUAGUGUUCUCAAUUGUAUUAUCUCUAGUCCCUUCCGGUUUCUGCUUGUGUUAAAUUUCUUCUCUAUAGCUUACAUGUAGUACGUUCAUGAUGUAGCCCACGUAAGUAGCCAACAUCACAUUUAACGGUUUUUUUUUUUUUCCUAUAAAAAAAGGGUAAGAAGGUAAGUCUUAGGCAGACUCUUUCGGAUAGGGUAAAGUGUUGGGAUACAAGCCCACACUAAACCCACACCAAUUGCAGAGAAGAGAGUGCACAAACUACCCACCUAUUUGAAAAACUAUUAUAUGCAGAAAAUAGUUAGGGCCAAUUGUCAUUACAUUUUGUGCUCUCGACACUUUACCGCUGAGUUAUACCCCAUUGACAAUUGGGCCUAGGUGAGUAACUUGUGCACUCUCUUC